Parnassius mnemosyne (clouded apollo) is the source of this 1383-nucleotide messenger RNA. The record is from the annotation of a GenBank genome assembly. Lineage: Eukaryota; Metazoa; Arthropoda; Insecta; Lepidoptera; Papilionidae.
AUGAUAGCAAGGCCUUGGACAGAUGACUUGCCGAAGUGCAAAAAUACUUGUGUAGCAUCAUACCUUUCGCAAGUUGGUGGAAAUGUGAAUUCAACGGACGAUUACCUCUGUUUUUAUUGUCAAACAGAGGAUGGAUCAUGUUUGUAUGGGGUUUUUGAACCACAUAAUGGCUUGGAUGCCGCUAAAUUCAUUAUGCAGAGGAUGGCAGUAGAAAUGCUAUUGCCACCACCAUCUAUUAGCAAUUCAGAUGAAGAGAUAAGAGAUAGACUGAGAAAUGCUUUCGUGUCAGUGGAAAAAGCAUAUAUAGAAAAUUAUGAUGGUAUGAUAGCUGAAAGAACUAGUUUACAAUACCGGCUCCAGACAUUAAAUGAAACACAGAUAUCUCAAAACGGCGACAACAUACUCUCCCGUCUGAAAGAGAUCGAUCAGCAUCUCUCCGGUGGUGCUACAGUUGUGAUAGCUCUGGUGCACAAUAACAAGUUGUUUGUGGCGAACGUCGGUGAAACCAGAGCCCUUUUGUGUAGGACAGAUGACAAUGCCGUGUUGAGAGUGGUCCAACUAACGGUGGACCAUAGCUUGAACAAUGAGGAUGAGUUGCUGAGGCUAUCACAGUUGGGUUUGGAUGUGAACAAAUUAAGAAAUGCUCAAUACCUUGGAAACCAGUCGGGAACUAGAUGUUUGGGCAAUUAUCUAGUCAAAGGGCUGUACAAAGCUUUCCCUAAUAUUGGGACGGCAGCUGCUGAGCCUGUGGUCGCGUCACCCGAGAUACAUGGGCCUAUUGUCCUAGAUGAAUCUUGCAGAUUCCUAGUUCUAGUCAGCGGUGGAGUGUACAAACGCAUCCAAGAAGUGAGAGGCUGCAGCGAACAGACAAACAAACAGCUGGCACAGAUCAUAGUGGAAAACUUCAGGAAACAAACUAACUUCACCAAAGUCAGCCAAUCCGUACUCGAAGAAAUCGAAGAGGAAUUCGUUUCAUACUGCACCAAAAACAAUUUAACUCCGAAAUCAAACACGCACGUUACAUUAUUAAUAAGAAAUUUCAACUUCCUACCACCUAUACCGCAAAACGACACAAUAAACCUAAGAAAUCCAGUUCACAAACCAAACGAGAGAACGUCAGUACGAUUCAAUCCGAUCGUUCAGUCGAAAUCGAAUACGUUGUUGAACGAAAUCGAUUCUGAAAUUUAUUCAUCCGACACAAACGAUUUGGAAACAAACGACAGCAACAUCGAUACGAAUCGAUCGAACGAAUCGUCCGAUAUAUCGAGUUGUAGGCCCUAUGACAGGGAUAAACGAAUUAAGGGCUAUGUCGAUUUCUCUUGCUAUUACGAAAAUGUCGCCAAAGCUAGAAAAAAUGGAACGUUACCCGGUUUUAUUAAAUGA